Aspergillus alliaceus is the source of this 2024-nucleotide messenger RNA. RefSeq lists its product as uncharacterized. Lineage: Eukaryota; Fungi; Ascomycota; Eurotiomycetes; Eurotiales; Aspergillaceae. The transcript has a single exon. Bases 717 to 1958 code for a protein of 413 amino acids. The record is from RefSeq and is a predicted model, not a curated record.
CCGUCGUCUCGCAAUCUUCGAACUUGGAAUAGAGCAUACUGAGUGCUGAGCUGAGGCCCCCGCAAUCAACAUUCGGUAAUUCGAAAGAAGCUAGCACUUGGACCUCUCUAUCACACUUCACCUAGCAGGGUACCCAAAUAUCUCAAGUUCACAAUGACAGAUACGAUUCGCCCUGAUAGUAUCGCGGAUUUCAAUGCAGUUGGCCGCACGACAGGAACAAAAGCGGACCUGGCGGGCAUGGAAUUCUUGAUCCACUGCCCCCCCGACCUCCCUCCAAGAAGCCGGAUCGUUUCGCUUUGUGGAAUUACGGACUGGGGCGAUGGUGCCAGCCCCCAAAAAGAUGGGUGGUUCAUAUCGGACUUUUACCUCUUUCACCAUCUCCUACGCCCUCGUGGUAAAUUCGUCUCUUUCCUUGGUGAUUGCUCUCUUUUACAUAUGAAACUUAGCUGACUAAAAGCUCCCCAGAUCCUCUAUCAACUAACCAGAUCUGGUUGACCUCAGAGAGCCCCGACGAUUUGGUCCGAAAAUAUACAGAAUAUGCACACGGGGAUCCCCACGGGGAGAGACGAGUCGUCUUAGAGACACAGUUGUUGGAUGAAAUCUCCUCUGCGGGGAACUUGCGUGUUGUCGCCAGAAAGGACCUCCUUGAGAGAUUUCUCAACACCGUUCGCGAACAGGCCCUGAUUGCGGAACGCCAAAGCGAACAGCUAGUUAUUAUGAUAUUCGGCCAUGGAGAUGCCGUGACCUCUGGGGUCCUCGUUGGCGACGAAGGAGACUCUGAGAACACUCCGCGACUCUUCAUGCGAAACAUCAGCAGAUUGCUUCCCAGCGAUUUGUCAGUAACUCUGCUGAUAACAUCCUGCUAUUCUGGAGGCUGGCUCGUCUGCCCCGAUCUCUCUAGAUCUUCGCGAUACCUCAAUGUGACCGGUAUUGCCGCCGCCGGAGAGGAGAAGGAAUCCCACUCCUGGCCCGUUAGCAGAAGUAUAGGCCGUGCAAGCGGCAGCUUGGCCGCCUCUGCCAUUCUUGCGUCCCUGAUCAAGGUUGAAGACGAGGUGUCACAAGAGUUGGAAGAAAUCUCGCCACAUCCAACAUACAUUGAAUUUAGCCAUUCAAUAUUUAAAACCAUCAAGGCAAUGCACUUUUUCGGAGAGGAACAGAGGAUACACUUUAGCGCAGAAGACGACGAAUGGGAGAUGAAUUACCAGAGUCGUCUUGGGCUCCCGCUGGCAUCCUACAAGACUCGAUGGGAGUCCCUCCGAGAGAUCCCGGCAACCGCCCCCUCUGAAGGGGACGCAGGGGAAGCUCUUCUUCCAAGAACAGGUAAUGCACGACAAUGUGGACGGCUUCAGGUCCUUGCUCGAGAAUACUUUGCUGCGAAUCCCGGUCCAGACAAUGCUGGGCCCAACGUAGCGUUUCACAACGCGCUCAGAUUCAUUCUGAGCGGGAGAACCGAUUCCGCCAAAGAGGAACUCAGCAGAUUGUUUGACAUCGUGACAUACAGGCUUGGCUCCAUGCAUGAAGCCGACUACCUCCGGACGCAAAUGGAAAUUGAGUUUCCUUCAAUCUUUGACGUUGAUAUCUACGAAUGGAAGAAAGCGAACUGGCUUGAAUUCACUGCCCAAGACAGAGCGGAGAAAGAGCACAUUCAAUCGAAAAUUCGUCGUCUCAUACAGCAGAGGCGGCUCCUGACACACCCCAUCGGGGGUGGCUUGUCAUACACAAAGCCCAUAAACUACCUCGCGCUUGCCCUCCUUGAGUCGGGGUUACCUUGGGAAGAAAUCGACAACCGAAUAAAAAAUGCCAGUCUCCAGAAGGUGGCAUGGUACCGUUCGGUCUACAAGGCAUGGCGAGGGAAGGGUGUGGUAAAAAAUGAGGCGGUCAUUACCCGCCGACGGGCAUUUUUGGAAACGGUUAAGAGGAUGGGUUGGAAGAUCACUGAGAGGAGUGAGUCAUGGUGAACUAGGUUUGAGCUCACUAGGCUUGAUGCUUAGUGAUUUCGACUGGGGCCAAAAUUUGUUGGUGCC